GAGUGCCCUGCACAAAACACAAAGGUCAAUGCCCUUCCUCACUGGAAGGGUUGAAAGAGGUAAUCAACAUUGAGGAGGAGACACUUUUCCUGGGAUUCAGCGCUUCAGUCCUCGGUGCUCACAGACGAGUGGAUAGACUGACAGGAUGCAGAAAGCAGUGAUUCUGGUUCCCCUGCUGGUCCUGGGGUGGUGUUGGACCCUUCAGGGGGUCCCUGUUCUCCCAGAACCUCUCUACCCCACGCAGGAGAACUUUGAUCUGGCCCGGUUUUUGGGAACAUGGCAUGAUGUUGCUAUGGCAAGUACAUGUCCCGAUAUCCAACAUAGAAGAGGAGAUGCAGCCAUUGGUAAACUGGUUCUGCAGACCAGCGCCACUGAAGGCAAACUCGAGGUGACUCGACGUAUGCUGAGACAUGGAUCAUGCAAGGAGAUCAGUAUGGAGUAUGAGUUGACCACCACACCAGGGCGGUUCACCUACCAUCUUAAAAAGUGGAACGCAGACGUGGACGCCUACGUGGUACACACAAACUACAAUGAGUACGCGAUAGUGAUGACGAGCAAAGUGAAAACAUCGGGCGAGAAGAGCAUCUCCGUAAAGCUUUACAGUCGAACUAUGGAUGUGAGAGACACUGUGCUGGAUGACUUCAAAACACUGGUCAGAGAACAGGGAAUGAGCGAGGACAAUGUUAUCAUUAGGCAGAAUAAAGGAGACUGUGUUCCUGGAGAGUUUGUAGCCGAGCCUGACCUUCAGUUGGUGGUACAGCGGACGAAGAGAAACCCGUUGCCUUCUUUGGUGACCGAAGACGAUGAAGGUUCUGGUGAUGCUUCAGUUCUUUUCAAUGGAACCGAGUCCUGUAACGCAGCACCAGAAACAGGACCAUGUUUUGGGAUGCACCAGCGUUACUACUACAACUCCUCCUCAUUGAGCUGUGAACUCUUCAAGUACGGAGGGUGUUUGGGCAACCAGAACAACUUUGAGAACGAGAGAGAGUGUCUGCAGAGAUGUCGCACAGAGGCUGUGUGCCGUCUGCCCAUGGCGGCCCAACCCUGCACAGGCCAGCCCCUCGUCUGGGCCUUCGACUCCACCGUCGGCCUGUGCGUGCCCUACAAACAAGGCUUCUGCCAGGGCAACGCCAACAAGUUCUACAGAAAAGCAGAGUGUGACGAGUACUGCGGGGUACUAAAUGAUGAGGGAGAACUCCUGAAGGCAAACUGAGUGAGCCGAGGAAACAUUGAAGCCCAGCUGAACUUAUCAUACAGCGAGGCAACUUGAGGCAGCAUCACAAAAACCGCACGUUAGAACAGGAUUUUGUCUCAGCACUUACAGAAUAUGUGACGUUAUAUCACAUCAGAUCGCAAAUAAAACUCUUAACUCUG
Molecule: messenger RNA, 1374 nt
Organism: Pseudoliparis swirei
Lineage: Eukaryota; Metazoa; Chordata; Actinopteri; Perciformes; Liparidae
Product: protein AMBP-like
Exons: 10
Coding region: 146-1213 (355 amino acids)
Cellular component (GO): cell surface; plasma membrane
Molecular function (GO): serine-type endopeptidase inhibitor activity
Source: RefSeq, a predicted model, not a curated record